UGUCGUGUUUUGCAUAAAUGUUCAGUUAUUAAAGUACACAAAGGUCAUUCUACUUGUACAUGUAGAAAUAUGUGCUAAAACUAAUGGAAAGAAGAGGAUUAACGCAUUGGGGAGAUAUUUUUGUCGUUGUCGUGUAUAUUGUUGCCGUUCUCCUUGUUGGAAUAUGGAGCACGUGCCGCAGAAAAAGGGGGACAGUACGAACUUUCUUCCUGGCAGGUCGGUCAAUGCCCUGGAUACCGGUCGGGGCCUCGUUAUUCUCUAGCAACAUAGGCAGUGAACACUUCCUGGGCCUCGCUGGUACUGGUGCGGCCAGUGGAAUCGCCAUUAUCAUUUAUGAAUGGUUGGGAAUGCCGCUCGUAAUUCUGCUUGCUUGGAUAUUUGUACCUGUGUACGUUUCGGCUGGGGUGUAUACGAUGCCAGAAUACUUACAGAAAAGAUUCGGAGGACAGAGAAUACGGGUGUAUUUAAGUGUAUUGUCAAUGGUACUCUACAUACUGGCUAAACUUUCGGUGAGCAUAUUUGCCGGGGCUUUGUUUAUACAGAUGGCCAUGGGGUGGAAUGUUUACGUGUCCAUUGCAGUUCUACUUUUCAUCACAGCUUUAUUUACCAUACUAGGUGGACUAACAGCUGUGAUAUACACAGACACUUUUCAAACAGCUGUUAUGUUGAUAGGUGCAGUUGUAUUGUCUGCAAUAAGUUUUAAUAAAAUUGGAGGUUAUGAGAAUUUGCGAGACAGGUAUAUGAAUUCAACCCCUUUAAUACGGGAUAUAAACAGUACAUGUGGACUUCCGAGGGAUGACGCGUUCAAUAUUUUCCGACAUCCUCUGUAUGGUGAUUUACCAUGGCCUGGUCUCAUCCUGCAUAUGCUCAUAGCUUGCACUUGGUACUGGUGCAAUGAUCAGGUAAUUGUACAACGGUCCUUGGCUUCGAAGACACUGCUUCAUGCAAAGGCAGGCUCUCUGCUAGCUGGAUACCUGAAAAUUUUGCCAUUAUUUAUCAUGCUAAUGCCAGGCAUGAUAAGCCGGGUUCUUUAUCCAGAUGAAGUUGCAUGUGUAGACCCGGAAGAAUGUGAAAAAUAUUGUGGCAACCCUACGGGAUGUUCGAAUCUUGCAUACCCAUUGCUUGUGUUUGGUCUUUUGCCUACAGGUCUGCGUGGCUUAUUGGUUGCUGUGAUGCUAUCGGCAAUAAUGAGUUCCUUGACUUCUAUAUUCAACAGUGCAAGCACCUUGUUUACCAUAGAUCUCUGGCCAAGAUUUAGACACCAGGCGUCUGAAAGGGAAAAACUAAUUGUUGGCAGGGUGUUUAUCGCCGUUAUAUGCUCACUAAGUAUAUUAUGGACACCGCUAGUAAGGUCGUCGCAGAGCGGACAAUUGUUCAUUUACAUCAAUGCUAUUCAGGGAUACCUUGCCACAUCUAUAGGACCGGUGUUCUUUUUUGCUGCUCUUUGGAGCCGUAUGACGGAGAAGGCAGCGUUUUGGUCACUGGUCCUGCCUCAGAUCUGUGGAAUAGCCAGACUUGUACUAGAUUUAACCAUGCCUGCUCCUGUCUGUGGUGAACCAGACACCCGUCCAACCAUUCUGAGCGCUGUUCACUACACAUACUUCGCGCUUAUUCAAUUAGCAAUUACUACGAUAUUAAUUAUCAUCAUCAGCUUGUUCACAAAACCCAAAGAAAACAUUGACGGUCUGACAUUUUGGACAAUUAAAAGGUAUUCUGGAACAGAGGUGGAGUCUACCUUAGAAACUGAACCAUCGCAUUUAGGAUCUAAGCUCAAGACCCAAGUUUCUGAAGAGGAUUCUACGCCGGAGGACGAUCGUAUUGAAAAUUUAGGAAAAUUUAAAAUGUUUAUAUACCGUCUGUGUGGUAUACCCCUGGUUGGUUCGCAAGAACAACUGAGAGAAGAAAAGGAGCUGAUUUAUAAAGAAAUAUUUCUCAAAGAAAAUCCAUUUUGGAAAAAUGUCAUUGAUAUUAAUGCAGUAAUUGGUCUCGUGGUUGUGGCAUUUCUAGUUGGAUAUUUUCACUGAUUAUUUUUUAAACUUAACAAACAGAAUACUUACAUUACGUACUGCAUUAACCGUCUCGUUCAUUAACAGACUGAACACUAAACUUAACGGAAUGUAUUUGUAUUAAGAUAUACUUUUUGUGGUAAAGAAGAUAAUAGAAUCGGUCAUCAGUUUCGCAGAUAAAACGUUAGAUAUUUUACAGGCAAAAAAGAAACAAUUUAAAGGAAUUUUCUCUAUGACUUUUGGCAAAUAUUUUCUAUACCCGUCACCUUUUGACUUAUAUAUCUCAGGGAAGACUGAUAAAAAAGUAUUUUAAACGCAAAAUGUUUCAUUAUGCAUAGUGCAUUUUAUUUGACCUGGCGGGGUUUCGCAACGGUCCACUACAUUAUUGUGCAGGGUAUGUAGUACAUGUAACCAAUGUAGCGUUGAAUUUUAGUCGUUGGUUACUGAAGAUUAUGGAAUUAAACAGUAAUAUUGCUCUACCUAUUUUGCUCGUUUUUUUUUUUAGAUUACCAUUAUUUGCAAAUUCAGAGAUUAACUCCGCCCCGCAAGGUCGAACUUUCAAACCUAUCGAAUUUCAAGCUCGCAUUGAAUGUUGAACUACUUUGAUAAUCGAAAUUCAAAUUUCGAAAAAGCUGAAUAUCUAUUUUACAAUGGAUUGAAUUUUAAGCCUGCUCAAUAUUUAUUGAGCCAAUUAGAGUAUUGAAAUUCAAAUUUUCAAAACAAAUGAAUAUUGUGCAGGUGUUGAAUGUCGAUCUACCUCGAACAUCAAAUUUUGAAAACCUUUGGAUCUAGCGUUAAAUUUCAACCUACCUUAUUCAAGAAGCUGGAUUUCGAGCUCAAAUUUAAUUAUAAGUCAUCUUCAAAAUCGAAAACAAAUUUCGAAAACUUAAAGGCUGAAUUUCAACUACAUUCAAAUUUCGGCCAAAUCCGAAGAAUGAAAUUCAGCGUGCUGAAAAAAAAACAGAAUAUCGAUAAAAUUCUAUCUAGCUUUUCAUAUUAUGUGAGAUGGAAUAUCUAAUUUCAGAUUUAAAAGGCUGACAUUGAUUUUCGAGCCUCUUCAAAGAUCGAAAUUCAAAUUUUCAUAACACCAGUCAUCGAACUAAUACUGACUCGAAAUUCACGUUAGGUCGAAAAUCAACAAUGUACAUUACUCGAAGCUAUAUCAACAUCUUUUGAACAGAAUUUAAUUGAUAGUUGAAUGUUUAUAUCUGAGUUUUAAUGGAAACGUAUAUGCUUCACGCUUCCGUGAUUUCUCAGUGUUUUUUUUACGUUUUCAUCACCCAGACUAGUUUUGUUUAAAUGCUUACAGUCUGAAUCACUUUGUUGGUUGUUAAUAAAGU
Mercenaria mercenaria is the source of this 3346-nucleotide messenger RNA. RefSeq names its product sodium/glucose cotransporter 4-like. Lineage: Eukaryota; Metazoa; Mollusca; Bivalvia; Venerida; Veneridae. Gene Ontology annotation, biological process: transmembrane transport. The transcript has 15 exons. Gene Ontology annotation, molecular function: D-glucose:sodium symporter activity. Gene Ontology annotation, cellular component: plasma membrane. The record is from RefSeq and is a predicted model, not a curated record. Bases 84 to 2024 code for a protein of 646 amino acids.